AUGGAUCUUCCAGAGAAAUCCACCCCCUCUCCUGCAAAGGAGGAUGCUCCGACUCGCUCUCCGGCUCAACACUCAACUCGAGCCGAAGCUUCAGAGCAAGUUGCACUUCCUCCCGGAACUCACUCCCCGGCUCGAAUUCGAGAGCAGCAACACAGAGACGUUCCAACUGCGUACACAGUCUUCUAUGGCCCUGACAACUACAGUGCUAUUCGCGAUAUGCCAAUGGAGCCUGACUCGCACACCAAGGGCUUAGCAGCGGUGGAAGAGGCGACCGCUCAGUCGGCGAAUUCAGCCCAUGCCGACUGGCGGCCCUUUUACCCUCCCGAGGAAGAAGCUAUUCGCAAUCAAAUAUCAACCCAAAGUACCACGUCUUCUCCAGCUUCAACUGUCGGUGCUCAGACGGAGUCAAUCCACAGAGACAUUCCUCCCGCGUCUUCCAUCUCCCGGGCGGACGAUCGUACUCACGACAGGUCUCAACCACCCUCAUCCUUGGCAAAAAUGAAGGAAGAGGCUCCAUUGGCUAAGCGAAACUUCGAUACACCUUUUCGAUCCCGAGAAAAAGAAACCUGA
Molecule: messenger RNA, 570 nt
Organism: Hyaloscypha bicolor E
Lineage: Eukaryota; Fungi; Ascomycota; Leotiomycetes; Helotiales; Hyaloscyphaceae
Exons: 1
Coding region: 1-570 (189 amino acids)
Source: RefSeq, a predicted model, not a curated record